UGAUUAUUGAAAUAGCAGGAUUUACAAUAUACCGGUACCCAUUUUUAAAUCUCUGGUGUUAUGGCCACAUUUGGCAUGGCAAAUGAGAGACUACGUGCUUUGGAGGAGAUCGAGCGUGAAAUAGCAGCAAUAUUGCUCAAUGCAGGAAAUGCAAUUUUAGAGCUUUCAAAAGAGAAGCCAAACGAACGUAUGUUAGACAAACAGGCAGCUCAGUUCACAGCUUCAGUGCAAAGAGUAGAGUCUGAACUCUCGGGACAGAUCCGCUAUCUCACCCAGGUGGCCACUGGACAGCCACAUGAAGGCUCAAGUUACAGUGCUCGGAAAGAUGGCACAAUGGCUCUAAACAGAAUCGACUAUUCUCGAGUCAAGUUAGCAGAACUGAGCAGGACAUGUGAGCAGAUGUUGGAACAGCCUUGAUAUGUAAAACGGAGAAAAGUUUUGUAAGAUCCAUGUGUUUAUCAAAAGGAUGAUAGUGUGGCAAGAGAGACAUCAAUAAUCAAUUAAAGAAUUUGGUAUUUCACAUAAAUGAUAUAGCUGCUGGUCAGCAAUCCCUGAAGGAAAAGCAUGUUGGAACAUUGUAAGAAGGAUCUACACAUUAAACAUUGAUUUAUACGAGCUUCUGGGUCGUUUUUUUUUUUUUUUAUCCCAAAUCAACCCUUUAAAAAUAGAAUUUUAUUGGCUAGCCUCUUUUCGAUGUAUGUAAUUUAGCAGUGGUCGGAAUGUUCUUAACCUUGUGACUUAUCUUUGCUUGAAAUGAAAACCGUGUGUGUUAAAGCAGCUGUUGCACAAUUCAUUGGGGGUUGGGGGAAGGCACACUCUGUGACAAUUAAUUUAGUGUGAAAAGAGACAAGGAGAUUCCUAAUCCUUUCACUCUUGUUUUUACAGAUGUUUCAGAAUUCUCGCUCUGAUUUCUCUGGUUAAUGACAGUUUAGCUCCUGACAAUUUUGUGGCUCUGACCACAAUGCUUCUUGCUUUAAAAAUUAGUAUCUGUCUUAUCCCAAUAAAGUAGACACAUGUCUAACACA
Messenger RNA from Xenopus laevis (African clawed frog), 1025 nucleotides. It is a transcript of the gene med11.S, whose product is annotated as mediator complex subunit 11 S homeolog. The record is from RefSeq and is marked provisional. Gene Ontology annotation, biological process: regulation of transcription by RNA polymerase II. NCBI's taxonomy places the organism in Eukaryota, Metazoa, Chordata, Amphibia, Anura, Pipidae. Gene Ontology annotation, molecular function: transcription coregulator activity. Gene Ontology annotation, cellular component: mediator complex; nucleus.